Pseudophryne corroboree (corroboree frog) is the source of this 1204-nucleotide messenger RNA. RefSeq names its product eukaryotic translation initiation factor 1-like. Gene Ontology annotation, cellular component: eukaryotic 43S preinitiation complex. The transcript is spliced from 4 exons. Gene Ontology annotation, biological process: translational initiation. NCBI's taxonomy places the organism in Eukaryota, Metazoa, Chordata, Amphibia, Anura, Myobatrachidae. The coding region runs from base 16 to 567 and encodes 183 amino acids. The record is from RefSeq and is a predicted model, not a curated record. Gene Ontology annotation, molecular function: ribosomal small subunit binding; translation initiation factor activity; RNA binding.
GGUUACCUCACGUCAAUGGCAUUUCAAAUGCACAACCCGACUGGGGCGGAAUUCAAUACGUCAAGCGUGCGCGCUGACGUCAACCCGAGCCCACAUAGGUAUAAAAGGCGGCGCAGCCAUUUUCUCGGGUACGUGUUACACAAGCUCUCCACGCAGUAUCACCGCGCUCUCACCUGCAAGCACCGGUUCGCCGCCGUUCCCAUCGAGGAAACCCCAUCUUAUCGUAUGUCAGCUAUCCAGAACCUCCAAUCCUUCGACCCCUUUGCUGAUGCAAGUAAGGGUGAUGACUGGCUCCCAGCUGGGACAGAGGAUUCUAUUCAUAUAAGGAUCCAGCAGAGAAACGGCAGGAAAACCCUCACCACUGUCCAGGGGAUCUCUGAUGAUUACGACAAAAAGAAACUAGUUAAAGCCUUUAAAAAGAAAUUUGCUUGCAAUGGUACCGUUGUCGAACACCCAGAAUACGGAGAGGUGAUUCAGCUUCAGGGUGAUCAGCGCAAGAAUGCUUGUCAAUUCCUUGUUGAGGUUGGACUUGCUAAAGAUGACCAACUGAAAGUCCAUGGGUUUUAAUGUUGAAGAAUAAACAACUGCAGCUUUAAGUUAAAGGACUCCUUCCUGAUAUGAGUAGCAAUAACCACACUCAUCCCUUGUCACAAGUUUAACACAACAGCCUUGUGCAAUAUUGCCGCCUCCAAUGGACUGUAAAUAAACAUGUGUAACCUUGCAGUGUCUGUGGGGCAAUUACAAAUGGUCUUGUAAGCUUCAUUUUAGAAGGAGAACAAUGUUUUACUACCCAGUGUGGCAGUCUCUACCUGUUACAGGUGGCAUGGUGCUCCUGCAUAGCUGGGCCAAAGUAUUUAAUGACAGAAAAUAUGAUUUCUAUACACAUCAGAGUGGGGAGGUCAGAUGACAUUGUUUACAAUCCUUGGUGGUUUAAAGUUGGUUUGGUCUGGAAACAUUAUCUAGCAGGACAAGUCUGUUUUGAGCAGUUAUGUGCUAGCUGGCAUGUUCAUCAGUGCUGUGCAAGAAGUGAAGUUGUAGAAGGUACUCUUCAGGAUUAAACUUAUGACAAGGGAACUACUGUGACUUAAAUCAAUGUAGUUUGAUGCUAAUCUGACCUUGGCACAAUGUUGUAUAAUGGCAAGAAAUAUGCUUGACUUCUGGUUUUAUUGUAUUUAACUUUAUUUAAAUAAACCUUUUCAGUUAA